Cornus florida is the source of this 1705-nucleotide messenger RNA. Its product is annotated as UDP-galactose/UDP-glucose transporter 4-like. Gene Ontology annotation, cellular component: Golgi membrane; endoplasmic reticulum membrane. The transcript has 7 exons. Bases 310 to 1380 code for a protein of 356 amino acids. Gene Ontology annotation, molecular function: transmembrane transporter activity. NCBI's taxonomy places the organism in Eukaryota, Viridiplantae, Streptophyta, Magnoliopsida, Cornales, Cornaceae. The record is from RefSeq and is a predicted model, not a curated record. Gene Ontology annotation, biological process: transmembrane transport.
AGGCUGAAAAAACAGAGGUUCCAGGAGAGAGAAAAUGAACAAUCUCUCUCUAUCACUCACUCUCUCCCUCCCUCUCUCUCUCUCUCCAUUCAUAGAAAUGAAUAUGUCUAUACAUUACUUGUAUCAAAUUCAUACAGAGUAAGCAAGAAGUUUUACUCCAUUUCUGAUACUUUUCUUGUUCAUCUAACAAAGAUAGAUUGCUUUUUCACCAUGCAACGCUAGCCCAGCAUAUCAAUCUCGAUAAGCCGUCUGAUUCCACCUGUGUUCUCUCUCAAUUCCACUCGAUUUGAAUAUCAGGGUUUUGUAUAGAUGAAGAACGAAGACCAAGCAAGGUCUCUGUUUGGUAUUUCGCUAUCUGAUCAACCCAAAUGGCAACAAUUCCUCAUUUGCUCUUCUGGGUUCUUCUUUGGUUACCUCGUUAAUGGCAUUUGUGAGGAGUAUGUGUAUAAUCGGCUUCAUUUCAGCUAUGGAUGGUACUUUACUUUUGUACAAGGAUUUGUAUAUCUGGCACUCAUAUACUUACAGGGUUUCACUGUCAAGCAAAUGGUGAACCCUUGGAAAACAUACGUGAAUCUCUCAGCAGUUCUUAUGGGUUCUCAUGGACUAACUAAAGGAUCCUUGGCUUUUCUCAACUACCCAGCACAGAUCAUGUUCAAAUCCACAAAGGUACUGCCUGUUAUGGUCAUGGGUGCCUUCAUUCCUGGCUUGAGAAGGAAAUACUCUGCUAACGAAUACGUUUCCGCACUUCUUCUAGUAGUUGGCCUUAUCUUUUUCACCUUAGCAGAUGCGCACACCUCUCCAAAUUUCAGCAUCAUUGGUGUUUUGAUGAUCUCGGGUGCUCUAAUCAUGGAUGCAUUUCUGGGUAAUUUGCAGGAAGCGAUUUUUAAAAUGAAUCCGGAAACCACACAGAUGGAGAUGUUAUUCUGCUCCACGGUGGUUGGGUUGCCUUUCCUGAUUCCACCCAUGGUUUUUACCGGAGAACUGUUCAAAGCGUGGAAUUCGUGUGCUGAGCACCCUUACGUGUACGGAGUGUUGGUGUUUGAAGCCAUGGCGACAUUCGUUGGUCAAGUCUCUGUUUUGUCUCUCAUUGCUAUUUUUGGGGCUGCCACCACUGCCAUGAUAACAACUGCAAGAAAGGCUGUCACUCUGCUGUUGUCCUACCUGAUAUUUACAAAGCCACUCACCGAACAGCAUGUCACGGGGCUGCUGCUCAUUACCAUGGGAAUCCUAAUGAAACUGUUGCCUGAAAAUAAAGCCCCUACUCGAAUUCUAGUCUCGAAUGUUGUUGCCAAGCAUGGGAAGUCUUCCAUUAAAGAAGUAAAGAAGUUAAUCGAUAUUGGAAAGGAUGAAGACCACGAAGAGAAAAGGCCAUUAGUCUAAAUCUAGUUUGCUGCCGGUUGCUGUUUUGUUUCUCCUUUCCCUUGCAACACCAGGGGAUCGAGGUGUGAAAUAAAAGAAGAUAGAGUCUGUAGCUUUUUCCGUAUUGAAUCUGUUUCCUUGCUUAGACAUUUCUUAAGAUUUUUCUCUGUAAUGUGAAUAGAAAAUGAAAUUUUCAUGGGAUUGAAUCAUGGUUAGAGGAUUGUUUAGGUUUUUGAUUACAAAACCCCAAUGGGUUCAUAUCUUCUUCAAUAAUCAACCCUGUAUUUGCUUCUAAGUCUUGUACCUUGUGCACAGAAAUAUAAAAAACUAUUCUUCAUUUCAGAUA